AUGUCUGAAGAUAAAGCCCAGUCGCGAUGGAUAGAGAUCAACUGCGACUUAGGGGAAGGCUUUGGAAGAUGGAAACUAGGACCUGAUGAGGACUUGAUGCGCUAUAUCGAUGUAGCAAAUAUCGCUUGCGGGUUCCACGCCGGCAACCCUUCUACUAUGGUGCGCACAGUUCGCCUCGCAAAGCAACGUGGUGUGCGAGUUGGUGCCCACCCAGGAAUGCCAGACCUCCUUGGCUUUGGUCGUCGCCGCAUGGAGAUUUCCCCUGACGAUAUGUACGCUCUGGUCUUAUACCAAGUCGGAGCUCUCGCGGCUAUAAUUGCUGCAGAGGACAUGUCGCUUAAUCACGUCAAGCCACACGGCGAGCUCUAUUUCUAUAUACAGCGAGACGCUGGUAUUCGAGAUGCCGUGCUUCGCGCCGUCAAAACUUUCAAGGUCCCCAUUUAUGGACUGCCAACUAAGCAUAUGGUCGAGGACUGCCAGAGGCUCGGGGUAGAGCUUAUCCCCGAGUUCUAUGUGGACAUCGACUAUAAUGACCAAGGCGGACUGGUACCAGUGGCAGAAUCCGCCCCUGUUACUUCGGAGCUGAUUGCUGAGCGCAUCCGCAUCUUCACGAGUAAGGGCCAGGCUAUUUCCAAGAGCGGGAAUGCUGUGGAUAUACCUGUUGAUAGGAAAGGGUUUAGUAUAUGCAUUCACUCAGAUCUACCAGGUGCAUUGGACAAUGUUACUGCUGCGAGAGCAGCUGUUGAAGAGCAGAGAGUAUCAUAG
Molecule: messenger RNA, 765 nt
Organism: Daldinia childiae
Lineage: Eukaryota; Fungi; Ascomycota; Sordariomycetes; Xylariales; Hypoxylaceae
Product: Lactam utilization protein lamB
Exons: 3
Coding region: 1-765 (254 amino acids)
Biological process (GO): carbohydrate metabolic process
Source: RefSeq, a predicted model, not a curated record